Messenger RNA from Cuscuta europaea, 870 nucleotides. The record is from the annotation of a GenBank genome assembly. Lineage: Eukaryota; Viridiplantae; Streptophyta; Magnoliopsida; Solanales; Convolvulaceae.
GGACACUCCCACCCUCUUCCCUUGAUCAGUUCGGCCAACCCACCCCAAUCAGCAGCAAGAACCCUCCAUCUAUCAUCCUCCAUAGCCAAGAACAAGCUCAAGCAAGGGUGGUUCAAAAUAAGGGGGAUUAAGAAGGAAAAAGUGAGGAAAACUUGGAUAAUUAAGGAGCUUGACUAAAGUGUUUCUAAAGUUCGCCAGAGUUUCGUCGGAGUUUCGCCGAAGUUCGUCGGAGUUUCGCCUGAGUUCGACUAAGAAGUGUAGAAUCUUUUUAAAGCUCAUUUGAGGGAACGCUUGAUCAUGGAUUAUGGCUUCAGCCGACCACUCAGGCUACCUGUGUGAUAGCUUAUUCAGAUGCAGAUUGGGCAGGCUGCCCAGAUAUGUCCCGCUCUACGACUGGCUUUGCCGUUUUCUUGGGCCCAAAUCUUGUCUCGUGGAAGUCCAAGAAGCAAGCUACCGUAUCUAAGUCCUCCACCGAACCCGAGUAUAGAGUUGUUGCUUAUACUGUUCAGGAUACAUUGCAUAUUCGUCCGGUUUUGUUUGAGCUUGGAUUUCCGGUUACCGUUCCAGUUCAGCUAUUCUGUGAUAACAUAUCUACAUCCUAUUUGACUGCCAAUCCUGUUCAGCAUGCUCGUAGCAAGCACAUCCAGAUUGAUUACCAUUUUGUUCGAGAGCGUGUGGCUCAUGGAGACAUGGUCGUGAAGUACAUCCAUACCCAACUGCAGUUAGCUGAUAGUUUUACUAAAAGUCUUUCUAGUCAGCAAUUUCAUUUUUUGAAGGACAACCUGCGCGUUGUAUCUCCCGCACAGUUUGAGGGGAUGUAAUAGAAUAUUAUUAGGCAUAUUUAUUUCCUAAUAUGUUUUAAACUCUUUU